CAAGUAAAAGUGCUCAAACUGGCCAACGCAAACUCCUCGAUCCUGCGUGCAAUGUUCGGUGGACCAUUCGCGAUGGGCGGCAAUGGCUUCGGUGGCUUGCCCAUGGGCAUGCCCGUGAUCGUGCGCGAUUUGCGAGCGGAUAGGUCACAGCCGCCCAGGGAGGUGACGGUGAGAGUUGGCGGCAUCCCGAUCCAUGGCCUGGGCAUGGGCCCUUUCGGGCCAUUUCCGGGUCUCGACGACGGGCUCAUCACCCAAACGAUACAUGAGGCGCUGCAGCAGGACAGCUUGCCAGUGGGGGACGCAAACGCCACCCUGGAGCUCUACCACAACACCAGCCCGGACAGAGCCGAGGCGAUCGUGCAGUCGCAGCGCAUGUAUCGCGGAUCCAACGGCCUGGCUGGUGGAGGCAUCUACUUUGCGGAGAGUGAGGCUGAGGCCAGGAGGAAGGCCCACAACCACGGGGCCAUGCUGAGCGCCACGGUGCGCGUGGGGAAGGUCAAGGUGGUGCACCGCUCCGCGGAUGCCAGCUACUUGCAGCUGCGCAGUGAGGGCUACGACUCGGUGAAGAUCCUGGGCCGGGACUCCGGCGCCGAGUACGUGGUUUACAACUACGACCAGGUCACAAACAUCCGGCGAGUGUGAGUCACUGAGCGGUUUUCCGGGCUAAUGAGAGCACCUGAGCUUGACUUUUCUGGAUGUCCCUGCCCGGACCUCGAAUCCUCCGGGCUUGGGCGUUGUGCAGGCUUGAUUUUGGGAGCCAGACUCCGCACUUUGCAACCAGCAGUCCAAGCAAGACUUGUGGCAGGACUUCGGAGCAAAAA
Effrenium voratum is the source of this 821-nucleotide messenger RNA. The record is from the annotation of a GenBank genome assembly. Lineage: Eukaryota; Dinophyceae; Suessiales; Symbiodiniaceae.